AUGCCAGCGGUCACGCUGCGCUACAGGCCCGUGCUGAGAUCACAGCUGCUUCAGCGGAUGGACAAGUUCCAGCUGCAGAACGUCAUGAACUCCACCUGGGCCUUCGCCAAGCUCAGCUGCGCGGACGCGGAGCUCAUGGUGCGCUCUCGGAUUGUCGGAAGGGCUGUUUGGCUUAUCCAGAGGGAAUCCGGUGACCGGGAUUCCGGCCCGGUUCCAUUCCUUCGAUUUCCUUCGAUUCGCGCGCGGCCGCGCUCACGCGGGGCGGGGGGAGCUUUCGAGCGAAUCAUGUCGGCCAUCUUCGAAAACCUGCGGAUGCUGAUUACGGUGGUGGAUGAGCUGCGGGACGUAGGGCUGCAGCACUACAUCAGCCUGCCGCGGAUUGCGGCCAUUGGCACGCAGAGCAGUGGCAAGAGCUCGCUCAUCGAGUCCAUCGUGGGUUUGGACUUCCUGCCCCGCGGCGGCGGCGUGGUGACCCGCCGGCCGCUGGAGCUGCGCUUGGUGCAUCUCAACACCCAGGAGUAUGCAGAGAACGAAGCUUGGGCCGUUUUCGACAAGAUCGGCGACAAGAAGUUCCACAGCUUCGAGGAGGUGAGACAAGAGAUCGAGCGGCAGACGGACCAAGUGGCCGGGGCCAACAAGGGCAUCGUCAACGACCCCAUCAUUUUGACUAUCUACGCCACCGGUGCGCCGGACCUCACUUUGAUCGACCUGCCCGGCAUCACCCGGGUGCCGGUGAAAGGUAGUGACCAGAAAGAUGAUGUGGAGAAGGUCACCCGGGACAUGACCUUGCACUACAUCAAUGACCCCAGGACGAUUGUGCUGGCCGUCCUUCCGGCAAAUCAGGACAUGUCGGUCUCAGACUCCUUGGCCCUGGCGCGGCAAGUGGACCCCCAGGGCAUGCGCUCCAUCGGCGUCAUCACCAAGAUCGACAUCAUGGACCAGGGCACGGAUGCCGCCACUAUGCUGCGGGGCGAGGACGUGCCUUUGCGCCUGGGCUACGUGGGGGUGAAGAUGCGUAGCCAGCAGGACAUCCUCAACAAGAAGCCGGUAAAGGACUCCUUGAAGGAGGAGAAGGAUUGGUUCGACAGCCACCGGGUCUACGGCAAGCUGCCCCCGGGCCUGGUGGGCACCCCAGUUUUGAUCGACAAGCUCACGCAGGUCCUCUUCAAGCACAUCCGAAGGUUCCUGCCGGAGAUCAAGAAGGAGAUCAACGAGAAGCGGCGGGUGGUCCAGGACAGGUUGGAUGAGCUGGGUGAAGGCGUUCCCUUGGAGCCAGGAGAACGGGUUCAAGUGAUGUGGACCUUGGUCACCGACUACUGUGAGAUGUUCAAGAACACCAUCCGCGGCAAGUACGACCGCAAGCUCCAGCGCUACACCGUGAACUUGGGGACCUCCGACAAGACCUCGGCCGGCAACAAGAUCCGCACCAUCAUGAACGACUUCCUCAUCGACUUCUGCGAAACAAAAAUCACCUCGGACAUGUCCGACGACGACAUCGAGCGCGCCAUCCGCUUACACGAGGGCGACUCCUUGCCUGGGUUCCCGUCCCCGGACACCUUCGAGUUCCUGGCUCUGCCGCACCUGCAGAAGCUGGCCAUCCCCGCGGUGGAGUGCGUGCACAACAUCUCGGCAGCCCUGGACGUCUUGGCCCAGCGCAUUGCCCACGCGGUCUUCCGAAGGUUCCCCAAAAUGGCGGAAUCCGUGCUGGCGAUGACUCAGGAGAUCAUCCAGGAGCAGAAGGAUGAGGCGAGAAAGAUCGUGGAGGAGCAAGUGGCCUGCUACACGGGGUACUUGUUCACCAACGACCCCGAGUACUUGACCCAGCACGGGUCCAUGGAGCCCAUGUACAAGACUCAGCAGCAGAAGCCCCCACCGCCGGUGGAAGAAGAGAAGAAGGAGCCGGGCCAGGUGGAAAAGACCUUUCAGCAGGUGAAAGAUGGCAGCCGACAGGCGUACCAAUCGGUGAGCAGCACAGUGAGCUCGAUGAUAAAGAAGAACGAAGUCCAGCGGAAGCAGCAGAGAUACAGCGGGCCCUUUGUUCAGGAGAUCCGAAAGCGAUUGGACUCCUACUUCGAGGUGACGGUGAGGAACGUGAGGGAUUCCAUUCCCAAGGCCAUCGGAUAUUAUCUCGUGAGAGCGGUGCAGGACAAGCUCCAGUUCGCGCUCCUGAACGCGCUGAACCAACCGGAUCAGCUGUCUGCGCUGCUGGGUGAGCCGCCGCAUAUCAUGGAGGAGCGCCGGACCUUGACCAACCAGCUGCAGGUGCUGCAGAAGGCCAGCGGCGUGCUGACGCGGGACCCCACGUUGGCCGCCAUCGCCUUCGAGGCCGAGGACGAGGAGCCGGCGCCCCGCCGGCCGAGCGCGGCGGGGACGGCGGCGAAUGUGGCGAACGCGGCGGCGCCGGUGGUGUCCAAAGCGCCGAGCUCCUUGGGCGCCCUGGGCGGAGGCGCGGGGGGCCCGAGUGGACCCCCCAAGUCCCUCUUUGGCGGUCCGGGUCCUGCGGCCGCGCCGGCGCGGGGGCUCUUCGAUGAGCCCAAGCGGGCGCCGGCAGCACGGAACCCCCUGAUAGACGGGUGAGCCCCAUGGGGUGGCACCUGGAAAAACGGACCCCUUGAGGAGAUUGAACAAGUUCCAG
Molecule: messenger RNA, 2635 nt
Organism: Effrenium voratum
Lineage: Eukaryota; Dinophyceae; Suessiales; Symbiodiniaceae
Source: the annotation of a GenBank genome assembly